Messenger RNA from Leptonychotes weddellii (Weddell seal), 3910 nucleotides. The record is from RefSeq and is a predicted model, not a curated record. NCBI's taxonomy places the organism in Eukaryota, Metazoa, Chordata, Mammalia, Carnivora, Phocidae.
GCGUGGGGGGUGGGGGUGGAGACCGAGGUGUACGAACGAGGGCGUGUAGGUCUAAUUCCCCACCCUCGACACCGUCACACUUUAAACCCAGCACUUUCGCUUCAAAUUCCUGCCCCACCCCGCGAGAGGGGCGGAGGCCGGCCAGGUUCUAGGGUUCAGGACCCCGAAACCCACCCUCUUACCCCGCCGAGGCGGCCGGCCCGCGCCCACUCCGGGACCUCCCGACCACCCUUCCGGGCAGGAGCAGGACGCGAAGCGCCCCCGAGCCAAGGACGCCAUGGCCACGUCAGCGCCCCUGCGCAGCCUGGAGGAGGAGGUCACCUGCUCCAUCUGCCUCGAUUACCUGAGGGACCCCGUGACCAUCGACUGCGGCCACGUCUUCUGCCGCAGCUGCACCACCGACGUCCGCCCCGUGUCGGGGGGCCGCCCCGUCUGUCCCCUCUGCAAGAAGCCGUUCAAGAAGGAGAACAUCCGGCCCGUGUGGCAGCUGGCCAGCCUGGUGGAGAACAUCGAGCGGCUGAAGGUGGACAAGGACAGGCAGCCGGGAGACGUGGCCCGGGAGCAGCCAGACGCCAGGCUGUGUGAGCGGCACCGGGAGAAGCUGCAUUACUACUGCGAGGAUGAUGGGAAGCUGCUGUGCGUCAUGUGCCGCGAGUCCCGGGAGCACAGACCCCACACGGCCGUCCUCGUGGAGAAGGCCGCCCAGCCCCACAGGGAAAAAAUCCUGAACCACCUGAGUACCCUAAGGAGAGACAGAGACAAAAUUCAGGGCUUUCAGGCCAAGGGAGAAGCUGAUAUCCUGACUGCACUGAAGAAGCUCCAGGACCAGAGGCAGUACAUCGUGGCUGAGUUUGAGCAGGCCCACCAGUUCCUGCGGGAGCGCGAGCGGCACCUGCUGGACCAGCUCGCCAAGCUGGAGCAGGAACUGGCGGAGGGCCGCGAGAAGUACAAGAGCAGGGGCGUUGGGGAGCUGGCCCGGCUGGCGCUGCUCAUCUCCGAGCUGGAGGCCAAGGCGCAGCAGCCGGCUGCAGAGCUCAUGCAGGACACCAGGGACUUCUUGAACAGGUAUCCACGGAAGAAGUUCUGGAUUGGGAAACCCAUUGCUCGGGUGGUUAAGAAAAAGACGGGAGAAUUCUCAGAUAAACUUACGUCCCUUCAGCGAGGCCUGAGAGAGUUCCAAGGGAAGCUGCUAAGAGACUUGGAAUAUAAGACAGUCAGUGUCACGCUGGACCCGCAGUCGGCCAGUGGGUACCUGCAGCUGUCGGAGGAUUGGAAGUGUGUGACCUACAGCAGCCUCUACCAGGGUGCUUACCUGCACCCCCAGCAGUUCGACUGCGAGCCGGGGGUGCUGGGCAGUAAGGGCUUCACCUGGGGCAAGGUGUACUGGGAAGUGGAGGUGGACAGGGAGGGCUGGUCCGAGGAGGAAGAGGAGGGGGAGGAGGAGGAGGAGGGGGAGGAGGAAGAGGAGGAAGAGGAGGCGGGCUACGGGGAUGGGUAUGAGGACUGGGAGACGGACGAGGACGAGGAGUCCUUGGGGGAGGAAGAGGAGGAGGAGGAGGAGGAGGAGGAGGAGGUUCUUGAAAGCUGCAUGGUGGGGGUGGCCAGAGACUCUGUGAAGAGGAAGGGGGACCUGUCCCUGCGGCCAGAGGACGGGGUGUGGGCGCUGCGCCUCUCCUCUGCGGGCAUCUGGGCCAACACGGACCCCGAGGCCGAACUCUUCCCGGCCCUUCGGCCCCGGAGGGUGGGCAUCGCCCUAGAUUAUGAAGGAGGCACCGUGACAUUCACCAACGCAGAGUCACAAGAACUCAUCUACACCUUCACCGCCACCUUCACGCGGCGCCUGGUCCCCUUCCUGUGGCUCAAGUGGCCUGGGACACGCCUCCUGUUGCGACCCUGAGCCCACCGCUUGCUGCCUCCCUUCUUGGGGAUUCCAGGACCGUGAUGGGGAGGGGUGUCUGGCCAUGGCACCUGGAGCAGUGCACGCCCCCCCCCCGUGGCUGUGGCCCCUUGAGGCUUGCUCGGUGCCACCGCUCUGUCACCCAGCUCCUCCCCCAGCCCCGGGGGUUCCCAAGCAGAUUUCUGACCCCGGAGUCCUUGAGGGCCCCUCUGCUGCCCACGGCCUUUGGCCCAGCGCUGCACGCUCUUUGUUGAAUGGAGACGAGCUAGCAUUUAGUCGCCCAGUCUGGCGUCUGGUGCUGGCCUGCACCUGAGGUCACUUGCCGUCCUCCAUCCCCCGGCGUCCCCCUCGCCGACAUCCUCUCUGCUGCCAGCCUUCCCUGCCACCCUAACUCAGAGUGACGCGCGUGAACGUGAGCAGAGCGAAAACCCGCCACGGGUUCUGGGCCAUUUGAAUGAGCCUCCUGGAGCACCGUGGAGUUGCCAGGCCCCGAGUGGGUGCCUCGCUUCUGAGACCAGGGUCCAACGUCUGACAUUUGCACAUCGAAGAAGCCAGGACCCUUGGAGCCUCUUGGGGGAGGGAUCUGGAGACCUGUGGCUUUACGGCCACACGUGUGGUCAGUGAUCAAUAAAUGACCUGAGGGUGGGGUCUUGGGAGGGGAAAUUGUAAAGGGAAGCCAGAAUAGCUGCUCUUGAUCAGUCAUCUAAAAUCACCAGGGCAGACAUCCGGUGCAGGAGAACCUCCCCCUGGGAAGCCCUGGCCAGUGCCUCCAGCAGGGUGGAAGCUUGGGCUCCGUUGUCCUGGGACAGGGGCGGUGGGGAGAGGAGAGGACGCCGGCGGGGCUCCCGGAGCUCGCCCGGCCUUCAUGCUGGUCUUCCUGCCGGGAGAGGGCUAGAGCGCGGCUCACUGCGCCCACUCGCCCCCUGCUUCAGCCGGACGCCCACAGCCUUUGUCCGCACCUGUCCCAGGCCUGGCACCAGCAUCCUGCACCCCAGCACCUCGGCCCCCACAUCAUCUGUAAAUGUCCCUCUGAUUUCUGCCUCUACUUUUGAACCCCCCACAGCACCUCCUGCAGUGCUGGGUACACAGCAGGUGGUCAGUAAAGACUUGUGGGAUGAACAGCCCGGGUUCAUAUAUUUUAUUAUAACCUUCCUGUGGCUCCAGAGCGGUUGCGUGGACAGCAGUGGCCCGGGGUCUCUCCUGGGCCCAGACAGGAACCCCCACAUCUCCCUCUCCCACUGUGCUGGCCCCAUGUCAACACCGAGCAUCCGUGUAGCCCAGGACGGCCCAUGACACGGCGACAUUCCGUGGCAUACCCAGAAUCUUCCCUUGGAAAAUGCGCGGUGCCUGCCCCGAAGGAAACGCAACCAGCUGAGCCUCCAUCCUGCCCUUGGACACACUCAGCCACCCAGCCAUUUCUGGUCUCUUCUUUCUGCUGGUUUUUUAAUUGCCAUGUUACAGAUAGAAAAGGAAGAAUUACAUAAAGCCCUUUCAAGAUCUCAUUUAUGACUCUUCCCCCUUUUUAUUUUUCAUUUGUUCUUUUUACUUUUCUUUCUAAAUAGAGAUAUGCAAAGUGUGUCAAUUAUUAGAAAUAAGACACGUUAAUAUGACGUCAGUUAAUCUACAUUCGAAUGCUGAGAGAGAAUAAUCAGUAGCAUAUUCUUGAAAAUUUACAUUUAUUUUGUUGAUUGAUGUGAAUUGUUCCCUAACAUUAUACUCUCCUAAUCUUUUAUUUAUGGAAAAAUUUCAGAAUUCUCAAAAUGCCUUUUAUCCUUUUUUGGAAAGAAUUUUUAUAUAAUGAGAUUUCUGUAACUUUUUAAGGUGAUCAUUGUAUAAUUAAAAUUUCCUAUUUAUUAAAUAGGGAACAUUUGCAUUUGAACAAAAUAUAAAUGCUUUCGGGUCAUGGUUUAACGAGUUUCCUGAGUGUGAAACUUCCAGAAUGAACUGUAGACGAUGAAGUUUUCGUAUGAAACAGCCUUUGAAAGUCAUAAAAACAUGUGCGUUAUGCUGCCA